AUGUGUGAACACCAGGCACGCAAGGGAUAUUGUACAGCCGCCGGUAUUCGUCGCUUGUCCAAGAUUCCCACGUAUGCUCGCUCCCUUCUCACGGCUCAUCAUGCACUACUCGACAGCCUUGAGCCAAGAACACGCAUAGCAUUGCCGCCGCGCACGAAAUGGGGGCACGAGCAUUGGCGGCCCGCACAGGCUUCGAUGCAGGUUCCGAUGUGA
This is a messenger RNA of Colletotrichum orchidophilum, 213 nucleotides long. RefSeq lists its product as uncharacterized. The record is from RefSeq and is a predicted model, not a curated record. NCBI's taxonomy places the organism in Eukaryota, Fungi, Ascomycota, Sordariomycetes, Glomerellales, Glomerellaceae. The transcript has a single exon. Bases 1 to 213 code for a protein of 70 amino acids.